Messenger RNA from Solea solea (common sole), 3067 nucleotides. RefSeq names its product staufen double-stranded RNA binding protein 1 (gene stau1). NCBI's taxonomy places the organism in Eukaryota, Metazoa, Chordata, Actinopteri, Pleuronectiformes, Soleidae. Bases 282 to 2369 code for a protein of 695 amino acids. The transcript is spliced from 15 exons. The record is from RefSeq and is a predicted model, not a curated record.
AUCAAGACGGGGUCCAUUCUCUUUAGUGUUUGCCCUGUCGCCCCAAUGUCCAUCUCCUCACAGCCCGCAUUUUGAUACUAAAAUAACAAAGACUGACCCCUGGAAGUGGUCAUUAUUAAAGGCGAACGUUCGUAAAUCAUCGUGCCCUAUGGAGUAACUAAAAACCGAACAAAAGGAGCGACGAGAGCUUACAUUCAGACCUCCUCAAUCAACAGCACCUUCCCCAUUUGGCAUUCGUCAUUCCUAUCUUGACCUCAGCCCACUAAACUAUACCUACAAGAAUGUCCCAGCUCCAGUUCCAGUGUCCGUCUAUCCCCAUGCCUGCUGCUCCUGCCCCACUGCAGCUGGGGCAGCCGCAGCCUGGCUACAGCAUCCCAUGUGCAUCAGGCACCUUACCCUCAGAGAGUGCCAGCCAGCCCAUCAGGAGCUCUGCACUCCCCGCGGGCUCUGCCACUCCCUACAAUACCACAACAGUAUCUAACAUGGCAAACCCUAAAGAGAAGACCCCCAUGUGUUUGGUGAAUGAGUUAGCCCGUUUCAAUAAGAUCCAACCUGAGUAUAAGCUGCUUUGUGAGCAAGGACCUGCUCACUCAAAGAUUUUCUCAGUGAGGCUCACACUGGGAGAUCAACACUGGGAGGCAGAAGGGACCAGCAUCAAGAAAGCCCAGCAUUCUGCUGCUUCCUCUGCCCUCGCUGAGACAAAUCUUCCCAAACCCACCAUGAGAACGCCACGCAACACAGGCAAGAACCCAGUAGAUGGCAUGACACACACCAUGGAGUUGAAUGCACUAUGUAUGAAGCUUGGUAAGAAGCCUCUGUAUAAACCCAUUGACCCGUACCCGGGAAUGAGACCGCCAAACUUCAACUACAACGUCCGGGCUCCAGGACCUUAUCAGCGCUCUAUGCAACAGUACUACUAUCCAUUUCCUCCAAUGGGACCAAUGCUAUACCAAAUGGAGCUUACCAUCGGAGGACAGCAGUUUAUUGGAAAGGGACGUACGCGGCAGUUGGCUAAACAGGAGGCUGCUGCCAAGGCCGUAAAAGUGCUGCAGAAGGAACCCAUAUUGCAACAGAUGCCAGUGAUGAACGGAGAGCCCGAGGAGGAGAACCUCAACAAAUCAGAAAUUAGUCAAGUGUUUGAAAUUGCACUGAAACGCAACUUACCUGUCAACUUUGAGGUUUUAAAGGAAGAAGGCCCUCCACACAUGAAGAGUUUCCUAGUGCGUGUUUUUGUUGGGGAGUUCACUGGCGAGGGUGAAGGAAAAAGUAAAAAGAUUGCCAAGAAGCUGGCAGCAGCAGCAGUGCUGAGAGAGUUGAAGAGGCUGCCCCCCAUACCCAGUGUGGAAAAGAUGCUGCCACGCAUCAAAAAGAAAACCAAAUCCAUUAUCAAGCUACAGACCAGCCCAGAGUACGGUCAGGGCAUGAAUCCCAUCAGCCGCCUAGCUCAGAUCCAGCAGGCCAAGAAGGAGAAGGAGCCGGAGUACAGCAUGGUCACAGAGAGGGGUCUACCACGGCGCAGGGAGUUUGUUAUGCAGGUGACCGUGUGUGGCCAGUCUGCAGAGGGACUGGGACCCAGCAAGAAGGUGGCCAAGAGGAACGCAGCAGAGAAGAUGCUGGACCUCUUAGGAUAUAAAGUGCCUCAGCCCCAGCCCCCUAAACCGGCACUCAAAACAGAUGAAAAGACCCCAGUGAAAAAACCUGGUGAUGGGCGCAAAGUGACCUUCUUUGAGCCUGGCUCUGUAGAGGAGGUGGCAUUGGGUUCUAAAGAGGAGGACUACCGACUGCCUUACCUAAGCCAUCAGCAGCUACCUGCAGGCAUCCUUCCCAUGAUGCCCGAGGUGGCUCAAGCAUUCGGCGCCUGCCAAGUAUCCCCGGCCAAGGAUUUCAGUCGAGCCAUCCACAACCCAGGCAAAGCCACAAUCACUGCCAUGAUUGCCAACGAGCUGCUUUAUGCAGGGACGUCCCCGACCGCUGAGACUAUCUUAAAAAACAAAAACAACAUCAACCAACUGCCCCAUGGACCCCUCACCAGGCCUUCAGAACAGCUCAGUUAUCUUGCAUCGGUGCAAGGUCUGCAGGUGGAGUACAAAGAUUUCCCCAAAAACAAUAAGAAUGAGUUUGUGUCGCUGAUUAAUUGCUCCUACCAGCCACCGCUCAUUAGUCAUGGAAUUGGGAAAGAUGUAGAAUCCUGUCACGAUAUGGCUGCACUAAAUAUACUGAAGAUGCUCUCAGAGUUGGACCAGCAGUCAAAUGAAAGAGCAGGAAAUGGACCAGUCUCUGGGUGUGGCAAGCAGGAAAUCGAAGGUGACAUGCACCUCAAACAGGCUAACUCAAGCACAUUGGCACAGACCCUGGACGGCACGGUUUGAUCAGGUUUGGUUGCCUGUAAAAGCACUAGAGAAAAUUCAGACACUGUGUUCUUUGUCCGUUUUAGAAGGCUACAGGAAGCCGCGGGCUUCGUCACCGUUCAUAAUCAUUGUUCUGAAAAUGUUCACAGUCGAGCAAGAACGACGAGGGAAAACUAGUUUCCUUCGCUGUUGUUUAAUCGGACGCAUUCUUUUGUUGCUUUGUAGAAGAAGUAGCUGCAUCCUAGUCAAUGAGUUGGGAGUUGAACUGGUUGGGGGUGAAAAAUCAAAGGAUUGCCUGUGAACUCUUGUUUUGACUAGAAUUUGAUUCCUCUUUGUGAGUCCUGUUAACUCUUUGUUUUUGAAGUGUGUUAUGUUUUAUCCCCCGGCUGAAGUGGUUCUCAAACAAGAGGUUUGGACCUUUUCUUUGUCUGGGGUGCAGCUUCGCACGAACCUCUGUUGAUUUUCCUAGAGUGCUUUACAUCAGCAACCACAAGUGACAAGUGUGUUAAUGACAUUACCAUGUAGACUGGGAAGACUUUGUGACUAAAUGUGACUAGCGUGUGAUGUAAUGUGAUGUUGUCUCUGAUGUGUGUGGCAAAGACUUGCUGCAUCGGUUUCCCCACUUUCUCCUGUUUCAUCCCUUAUGUCAUCCUCCCUUCUCUCUCUCUCUCCACUCCCCAUGGUAAUUAAACUUCAGUGCUUCUGUGCACAAAACAAAA